AUGGCCUCCACGCAUCAGCAACUUCUUUAUAUUCCCGACUUCUUGUCCAUCUGUAACCUUCCCUCCAACACCCAUCCACUGGAGGACGUGGUGCGAAGAGAAACCGAAGAGUGGAUACGCAGCUACGGCCUCUUCAGCGAUGAUCAAUGGGAGAAAUUCCUGAGGUCGGACGUUCCGCGUUUCGCAUCGCGAACAUUCCCUUAUGCGGGGUAUGAGAAGUUGAGAAAUUGUACCGACUUCUGCCUCCUCGUGUUUGCGCUUGACGACAUCACGGACGACGAGGACAAAAAUAAAGGAACGCUUACAAGCAAAGAAUCUGUCGACGCAAUGCAGAGCGAUAUUACAAGAUCUUCGUCUGCAGGAGAGCGGAUGAUCAAAGAUUACCGAGCUCGUUUCUUCAAAUCCGUUGGGCCAACUCUUUGGAGGAGGUUUUUGCAAGACUGGGAGGCAACGUUUAAGGCUUUGCCCAAGGAGCUUGAACUUCGUGAAUCCAACGAAGUACUAUCGAUUAAGGAAUACACCCUAGUUCGCCGAGAAAAUUGCGCGUUGCGCGUGGGCUUCACACAUAUCGAGUAUGCCCUUGGAAUCGAACUUCCCGACGAGGUAUACGAAAAUUCAGUCUUCAACGAGAUGUAUUUGGCUGUGUUGGACAUGAGCUGGUUGUCGAACGACGUGCACUCCUACGGAAAGGAACUCGCGAAAGGGCACGGGAGGUGGAAUUACCUCAGCGUUGUCAUGCAGGAGCUGUCAAUAGAUCUCCAAGCCGCAGCGGAUUAUAGUGGAAUCAAGUUCCGCGAGCUCUAUGAUCGCUUUAUGGAUGGGAGGUCACGUUUGCCCUUGCGGGGAAAGCCAUUGGAUUCCGAUAUUGUGGCGUUCUUUGAGGCGCUAGGUAUUUGGCUCGCCGGAAAUCUACAGUGGAGCUUUGAGAUGCCGAGAUAUUUCGGUGCUCACUGUGAUGAUGUCAAGCUUACGCAUAUUGUAGACCUCGGAAGUUUUAGGAAGAGUUAG
Laccaria bicolor S238N-H82 is the source of this 1008-nucleotide messenger RNA. Its product is annotated as mycorrhiza-induced terpene synthase. The transcript is spliced from 3 exons. Bases 1 to 1008 code for a protein of 335 amino acids. The record is from RefSeq and is a predicted model, not a curated record. NCBI's taxonomy places the organism in Eukaryota, Fungi, Basidiomycota, Agaricomycetes, Agaricales, Hydnangiaceae.